AUGUCAGAUGAUGAAAGACCAGCAAAAAGACAGCGUAUUGAUGGGUCAUCAGACUCAGAAUCCGAAAAUUCAGGAGCAGAAGACAAUGUACCCGGCAACGACCACCUGAACGAUAAUUCCGACAGCGACAUGUCAUCGGACUCGGAUGAUGACAAUGACAACGACAACGAUGAGGAUUCCGAUGACGAUGAUGACGACGACGACGACGACGACGACGACAUGAACCAACCGCGAAUGGCAGUGGACCUUUUCCGAUUAUUAGCUCACGCUUUCGUCGAAACGAUCGCCGAUGAAAAUGAAAUGGACAUAGAUGGGGUUAACUGGGUCCGAGGCACUUUAGGUGAUUCCGACGAAGAAGAAGAUAACAAAGACUCCGACUCCGAGAGCCAAAAAUCAGAAUCAAAAGACACUCCACUAAUAAUCGCAGUGAAAGCGGAGAACUUAAAAUCAAUGAAACAGCUUGUCAAAACUGGAAUCGACAUUGACGAGCAAGGUGACUAUUUUAAAACCGCGCUUCGCGUAGCAGUAGACAUGGAAUUCAUCCCAGGUAUUGAAAUUUUACUCGAGCACGGUGCUAAUAUUUCCGCUAAAAAUACUUCAGACACAAUUUACAACUACUGGGACACCCCGCUGCACAGCGCAGUGAAAAAAAACCGGCUGGACAUUGUCCAGCUGCUCUUAACCAAGAAAAUAGAUGUACGCGCGCUGGUAAAAAACCGCGAGACUGUCCUCAGCCACGCAAUCAAGCGCAAGAAUUGGGAAAUAAUAAAAUGUCUUACUCGUAGCAAUUCCGUUUCAAUAAACCACGACAAUUUAUUCCGCGAAACCUUCAAAAAUUUCUCACCAGAACAGCUGAAAGAACUAGGCUACGGCGAGCACGAAAUUUCUAUUUUAUUCGGCAGGUACGCUGACAUCAACACGUUAGACGAGUCUUCCCAAACUGUUCUUUUUGCAGCAGUAGAAAGUGGUAACUUAAAAAUAGUCAAAUAUUUAUUAGAAAUGGGUGCUGAUAUUAACGCAACCAACAAUCAUCAAUUCUGCGGUGGCUGGACCGCAUUGCACAUUGCGAUUGAUCUUAACAAUGAAGAAAUCGUCCAGCAUUUGCUGGGUAACAAACAUUGCGAUGUAAAUGCCAAAACAGACAAGGGUGAGACUCCUCUUCAUGUUGCCGCGGCUAAAGACAAUGUUUCAGUAGCUAAAAAACUGAUAAAGAAGAACGCCAAGUAUGAUAUCUUCGCUAAGCACGGAUUUGUCUCCGGGUUGACUGCUUAUCAUGUAGCUGUUAGUGAAAAUGCUCUGGAGAUGGUCAAGUACUUUUUAAAUGUCCUGAAAGUAGAAGUUAAUUCCAAGACUGAGGAUGGAGAAAAUGCGCUUCAACUUGCGGGAAAAGCUAAAAGCACGGAAAUGAUUAAUUUGCUUCUAGAUAAUGGAAUAAAUAUCAAUCAUGUUAAUGAGCAAGACUCUGGACAAAGUGCAUUGCAUAUUGCUAUUAGACAUGAUGACAAUGAGCUGGUUGAUUUGUUGCUCAGAAGAGGUGCUGAUGUUAAUAUUCUUUCUGCUGAUGGAAAAACUGCACUUUACGAAGCUAUUUGCAAGAAGAAUCAAUAUAUCAUCACACGUCUCCUGGAUUGUGGCGCGGAUGUUAAUAAAAAGAGCAAUUCUAAUCGCUAUGAAGGUAUGACGGCAAUUCAUCAAGCUACCCUUCAAGAAUCCAUGGAGUUGAUUAAAUUGUUAAUGGACAGAGGCGCGGAUAUCAAUGCCACCGCGAGGAGUAAUUACAGUUUUAAAAGAGAAUCUGUUAUUGAUAUGGCGAUUAAAAAUAAUUGCGAUGGAGAAUUAUUGCAAUUGCUCUUGGAUCUUGGAGCUGAUAUCAAUGAAGCUUGUGUUUAUAAAAAUCUGCGUGAUACUACUUCCACGAUACUCCAGCAGCAUGUACUUAAAUUAAAAGCUGCAAAGUUAUAUGUUCACAAGAAGCAUUUAGAGUGGAUUAGCCGCGGGAUUAAGAAGAGAGAGUAUCAGAGUAAGUGUAUCAAGGAAGUUAAGAGUAUGAAGAAAGAGAAGAUUACUAGAACUAGUGUUUCUUACUAUGAUGUUCUGGUUAAGGGUGUUGGCCAGGUGGUCAUGUAUGCGGAGAAUAAGAAUAUUGAAAAGGCUAUUAAAGAUAAAAAAUUGGCUACCAAGUUCCCCUUGUAUGCGAAAAUGUUGGUUUGUCAGUUUAAAAAGGGGCAGAAGAGGAAUUUGUUGCUGAAAAAUGCUGAGAAGAAACUUGAAGAUAUUUUUGGUGAUUUACCUUACAAUUGUGUUAGAGACAUUUUGAUAUACUUAAAUAAUGAAGACUUGAUGGUUUAUUCUUAA
Cotesia congregata is the source of this 2355-nucleotide messenger RNA. NCBI's taxonomy places the organism in Eukaryota, Metazoa, Arthropoda, Insecta, Hymenoptera, Braconidae. The record is from the annotation of a GenBank genome assembly.